GGCUCAGCCCGGAACACCACAGCCGCUACUGCAUGUAUCGCGUGUACAGCAGGCUCCUUUUCUCCUACUGAAGGAGCUAUAGUAUGUACUGACUGCAGUGCUGGUACCUUCUCAAAUGAAACAGGGUCCACGGUGUGCAGCAACUGCGCAGCUGGUUCAGCACAGAAUAACACAGCUGCUACAAGCUGUGACUUGUGUUCACCAGGGUCUUUCUCUGAAAUGGCAGCCAAACUCUGUACUGACUGCGCUCCUGGAACUUAUGCUGACAAAUCAGGAUCUCUGAAAUGUGAUAACUGUGCGGCUGGCUCCUUCCAGAACUCAACAGGGGCUGUGAAAUGUAGUGUCUGCAGUGCAGGUUCCUUCUCAGUAGAGGCAGCCCCCCUCUGUACUCCCUGCCACGCAGGGCAGUAUGCUGGUACCCCUGGAUCUGUUAACUGCAGUGCCUGUGCUUUGGGGAGUUCUACUGAUGGGAACGCGGGUGCUGCUAAGUGCGAUGAUUGUGUAGCUGGAAAGUUUGCAAACGUAACAGGGUCCCCGAUAUGUGCUUCUUGCCCCGUUGGUUCCUCAACUGGAAAUAACACUGGAGCCACUGUGUGCGAGACUUGUUCUGCUGGAAAAUUUUCAAAUAGCACAGGGUCUGCCAUUUGUACAGCCUGUCAAGCUGGUUCAUCAACACUAAACAUCACCGGGUCUGACAGCUGUUCUCUCUGUAGACCAGGCAGCUUUAGCAGCGAUGAUGGAUCAGCAGUGUGCUCGGUAUGUCCGGGAGGACAAUACUCCGAUAAGAACGGUACCACCACUUGCAGCUUGUGUGCAGCCGGUAACUACUCCGAGCCGAACGCCACCGUGUGUAACAUGUGCACGCCAGGACUGUUUAGUAACACCACAGGGUCCGCAGAGUGUACUAAAUGUGCUGCUGGGUCCUCUACUGAGUCACUCCGAGGAUCAACUAACUGCACGCUGUGCACUGCCGGUCACUUUGCUGCACGUGCGGGAUCCCCCUCGUGCGAUCCCUGUGCUGUAGGAACCUCCACAGAAGACAAAGCUGGAGCUGAUAAGUGUCCUUUAUGUGAAGCAGGGUUCUUUGCUGAGGACACUGGUUCUUCUAGUUGUGAUUCUUGUCCUGCUGGUUCCUACUCGGACUCAGCAGGAUCUUCUGUCUGUACGGUCUGUGCAGCUGGAACCGUCUCCGCAGCUCCUGCAUCAGUAACCUGCUCUCUUUGUGCUGCUGGUACUACCUCUCCUGUUAACUCUACUGCAUGUACUGAUUGUGGGGCUGGUAGUUUCGCUGAUAAGGCUGGGUCUCCUGAGUGUAGUCUUUGUGCUGCUGGUAGUUACGCAGACAAAACAGGGAGUGUGGACUGUACCGACUGUGUACCAGGAUCCUAUCAGGACCAGACAGGACAGACUGUGUGCGCUCUCUGUGCACAAGGAUCUUAUCAGGAUAAGAAAGGAGGUGCAGUAUGUAAAUCAUGUGCUAACAGCAGAACUUACACAACCUACAAAACUGGUUCAAUAUCAGAGGAUGCUUGUCAAGGACCACUACUCAACUUCACCAUAGCUGGUAAAGUAAGCCAGUUGACAGACAACGACACUCUAACAGUGCCCGAGUCCUCUACUCUGGUUCUCACUGCAGUCAGUGGUAACUGGAUUGCAAGGAAUCCUAGCAAUCCUUACUCUGAGACCGUCUUCUUGAUGCAGGGAGACAAAAAGACUCUAAAAGGGCCAAAAGUGAUACUGGAACCCAUGAUGACGAACAUAUUCUGUUACAAGGAUACCGAGGGGCAUGGAGCACGGUUUGCUGGAUAUCAGGACAAGGACAUCAAGGGAAGACAGUGCGAGAGCCCUUGUCGUAACACAGAAAGUCUGCCAAUCGGGCCACAUUGCCAAGUACAGAACGAAACCUCCCCUUGUGGGAUACCUCAGUGUAUCUGGGACGUGGAGUGUUCUGCAGGGGAUGGGACAGGGUAUAGAGGACUAGUUAAUAAGGCUACUUUAGAGGGAGGCAGAUCUGCUACAUGUCAGCGUUGGGAUAAAGACUAUCCUCAUGUUCAAACCUUCCAUCCAACUACAUAUAACACAGCCAAAUACGGAAUUGGCAAAGAUAACUCCUGCAGGAACCCAGACCCAAGGAACAUCCAGAAACCUUGGUGUUACACCACUGACCAUUGGACCAGGUUUGGGGAAUGUUCUGUUCCGGAGUGCGGUGCUGCUUUUGAUUACUUCAAACACUGAUCAAAGUUAGACGGAUUCCAGAUUUAUAGUGUCAGAGAUUUUAGUUAAGCUACUUAAAUUUCUCAUUUUGAUUUAUCCAUUAGCCGGACUGAAUGGUUUAAUGUCAAUGGGAGGACUCGAGUUAUGAGUAGCA
Bolinopsis microptera is the source of this 2368-nucleotide messenger RNA. Its product is annotated as major surface-labeled trophozoite antigen 417-like. The record is from RefSeq and is a predicted model, not a curated record. NCBI's taxonomy places the organism in Eukaryota, Metazoa, Ctenophora, Tentaculata, Lobata, Bolinopsidae. Gene Ontology annotation, molecular function: protein binding.